Messenger RNA from Harpia harpyja (harpy eagle), 2449 nucleotides. It is a transcript of the gene HTR7, whose product is annotated as 5-hydroxytryptamine receptor 7. Lineage: Eukaryota; Metazoa; Chordata; Aves; Accipitriformes; Accipitridae. The coding region runs from base 135 to 1412 and encodes 425 amino acids. The transcript is spliced from 2 exons. Gene Ontology annotation, cellular component: dendrite; plasma membrane. Gene Ontology annotation, molecular function: G protein-coupled serotonin receptor activity; neurotransmitter receptor activity. Gene Ontology annotation, biological process: circadian rhythm; G protein-coupled receptor signaling pathway, coupled to cyclic nucleotide second messenger; smooth muscle contraction. The record is from RefSeq and is a predicted model, not a curated record.
GCCGCUCCGCCGGCUGCGAGGGGGCGGGCGGCGCCGGGUGCCCGAGGAGGAGCCCGAGCAGCCCGGGCGGCGGGGAGAGCCGGCGGGCGGGCGGGCUGGCGGGCGGCGGGGCUUCAUGGGCAGCUCACGCCAGCAUGGUCCUCGCCCUCAACGGCAGCCACCUCUACGGUAACCUCCGGCCCGCGGUCCUGGAGGACCCGCGGGCGCUGAGCGGCGGCAGGAUGAUCGCCGGCUCCUGGCCCCCGCGCAGCCUGGCGAAGCUGGGCCCGUCGCCCCCCCCGUCGGCGCUGCCCACGGCGAGCCCCCUCCCCGCCAACGACUCCCAGUGCGGGGAGCAGAUCCUCAGCUACGGCAACGUGGAGAAAGUUGUCAUCGGGGCCGUCCUCUCCCUCAUCACCCUGCUGACCGUCGCCGGCAACUGCCUGGUGGUCAUCUCCGUCUGCUUCGUGAAGAAGCUGCGGCAGCCCUCCAACUAUCUCAUCGUCUCGCUGGCCCUGGCCGACCUCUCGGUGGCCCUGGCCGUCAUGCCCUUCGUCAGCGUGACCGACCUCAUCGGCGGCGAGUGGAUCUUCGGGCGCCUCUUCUGCAACGUCUUCAUCGCCAUGGACGUCAUGUGCUGCACGGCCUCCAUCAUGACUCUCUGCGUGAUAAGUAUCGACAGGUACCUGGGAAUAACAAGACCUCUUACGUACCCUGUAAGGCAGAACGGGAAGUGUAUGGCCAAAAUGAUCCUGUGUGUAUGGCUCUUAUCUGCCUCUAUCACUAUACCCCCGCUCUUCGGUUGGGCCCAAAAUGUAAAUGAUGAAAAAGUUUGUUUGAUCAGUCAGGACUUUGGCUACACUAUUUACUCCACAGCAGUUGCAUUUUAUAUUCCAAUGUCAGUGAUGCUUUUCAUGUACUAUCAGAUUUACAAAGCUGCCAGGAGGAGUGCUGCUAAACACAAGUUUGCUGGUUUUCCCCGGCUGGAAGAAAUGGAAGGGAUUUCUAUGAACGGAAUUGUAAAACUGCACAAGGAAUCUGAAGAAUGUACUAAUUUUUCACGGCUCCUAAAGCAUGACAAGAAAAACAUUUCCAUCUUUAAAAGAGAACAGAAAGCUGCCACUACACUUGGGAUUAUUGUUGGGGCUUUCACUGUCUGCUGGCUGCCCUUCUUCCUCCUCUCAACUGCCAGGCCCUUCAUCUGUGGUACAGCAUGCAGCUGUAUCCCACUGUGGGUUGAGAGAACAUUUCUAUGGUUGGGUUAUGCAAACUCUCUCAUUAACCCUUUUAUAUAUGCCUUCUUCAAUCGGGACCUGAGGACAACUUAUCGCAACCUCCUGCAAUGCAGAUAUAGGAACAUCAACCGGAAGCUAUCAGCUGCAGGGAUGCAUGAGGCUCUGAAGCUUGCAGAAAAGCCGGAAUUUGUUCUGUAAGGUCACUCAUCCUAUACUAUGAUAAUUUAUUGUUUUAUCACAUUAGUUUUUUCCCCACAGAUUGGAAAGAAGAGUUAUGGGAAGAACCAGUCUUCUUGAACACUGUUAACACAGUCAUCAAGAAACUGGGAGGUAGCAAGGCUAAUUCUUGUACAGCCCACCAGUCCUAGCAAGCCUGGAGAAACAAGACUACCAUCUAAAGAAUUUGGGUGUAAGAAGAAUACUGAAAAGGGGGAGGAUAAAAGGUGGUGCGGGAUGUUUGAGUUGCUAGUGAGGAAAGAGCAAAGUUGGCCUAAACCAUUUGUUUGGCCCUUGGCCCCAAACAACUUUCAGUAGGUCUGAAUGUUGGAUGCAUCUUGUAUCCUAGAGAUUUUUUUCUGUAAUAAAGACCUGAGAAUGGUGAAAAGUUUGGUAUAAUUCAUUGCUUUCCACUUUGUUAUUAUGAAAAUAAACCAUUUAAGAAGAAACUGGAUGAAAGAAGUUAUAUUGCUUAGAAACACUCUUUAUUAUAAAAAACAUAGGUCCAUUAAAUGUUAAUUUACUGGAUUGCCUGGAAAUAAACUACUUUGUGAAAUUUAAUGUUGCCUUUGCACAACAACUAGGGCACUGAAAGAAUACGUUACACUUCCAAUGUGAAUAUAAGAGUUUGAGUAAAGUCACAUGGACGAACAUCUACUGCUGCAUACAGUCAUGCAGCACAGUUAGCUGCAGUGCUGCUAUACCGAUUACACCAGGUAAAGAUCUUGUCCUAUAUUUCUAACAUAACAAAUAUGUCUGAUUACAGUUUAUUUCAGGAGCUGUGUGGUCUUUGUCCAACUUUUCUUUCUUUAAUUCUCUUGGCUUUGUCAGUUGAGCCCUUCCCUAAUCUAAAUGGAGACCCUGCCUGUGCUCAAGUCGUUUCUGUUGACGUAUGGCUAGUCUUGUUCCACUUCAGUAGUUAAUUUAUUGUCUAAUUGAAAGCUCUUCUAGCUUCUUAGGAUUUCUUUCCUUUCUGAAGUCAGUAAGGAAAAAAUAAAUGUAAGACAUUAUGACGUUCA